Notothenia coriiceps (black rockcod) is the source of this 2524-nucleotide messenger RNA. RefSeq names its product F-box protein 8 (gene fbxo8). Gene Ontology annotation, molecular function: guanyl-nucleotide exchange factor activity. The record is from RefSeq and is a predicted model, not a curated record. The transcript is spliced from 3 exons. Lineage: Eukaryota; Metazoa; Chordata; Actinopteri; Perciformes; Nototheniidae. The coding region runs from base 63 to 551 and encodes 162 amino acids. Gene Ontology annotation, biological process: regulation of ARF protein signal transduction.
CGUGCGUGCGUGCGUGCGUGCGUGCGUGCGUGUGUGUGGGUCUGUAGGGUAUUAGUUAUUUCAUGUUCAAAGGUAUCCUGGUGGAUCAUCCCAAAGAGCUGGCUAAAUUCAUCUUCUACACCAGACGGCUCAACUGGAAGAUGCUGAGGGUUUAUCUGGAUGAGAGGCGGGAUGUUCUGGACGAGUUGGUGACGCUCCAUAACUUCAGUAACCAGUUUCUCCCCAACGCUCUGAGGGACUUUUUCAGACACAUCCACGCCCCCGAGGAGAGGGGCGAGUAUCUGGAGACCCUCAUCACCAAGUUCAGCCACAGAUUCUGUACCUGCAACGCCGGCCUGGUCCGAGAUCUGGGCCUUAAUCCUGAUGCUGUGUACGUGCUGUGCUACAGUCUCAUCCUGCUGUCCAUCGACCUGACCAGCCCCCACGUCAAAAACAAGAUGUCCAAGAGGGAGUUCAUAAGGAACACUCGCCGAGCAGCACAUAAUGUCUCCGAUGACUUUGUGGGCCAUCUCUAUGACAACAUAUACCUGAUCGGACACGUGGCUGCGUAGCUGCCGUCCCAACUCUCAUACUGCACUGAAGAUAGGACACAUGUCUGGGGAGAACGGAACACUGUGGAAAUGGAUUCAACAAUAUUCACCACAACCACUGAGUCUUGGUAGAAUGGUUAAGAAAAACCAAUAAAAUCCACCACUGCACUGUGAGAGACUCUGCUACCAGAUAUGUUAUUAGAUUUGUAUCAGAGGUGUGAAACAUCUGAAGUGUCUUUAAAACCAAGUCACUGCAAAGAAGGAAGUUUUAAAGAGGAACCAUGAAGACGAGCUCUGACACUGCACUGACGGAUGGUGACUGCUGAUGGGUGGAGGAGGAGCUUCCCCCUCCGCCUGCCACACAUGCCGGGACAGUCCUGCUGCUUUCCUAUUGGACAGCUGCUUUGGGUUCACUAGUAGGACAAACUCUGGCUAUUUCUUCUAGGAAGUGGCACUGACGACCACUCACUAAUAUCACUAACAGCAUUUACCAGCGGGACUCAUGACGGAGGUGCCUUGGAGCUCUAUGGCUGCACCUUCAUACAUCAUGCAGCCGUAACAUGCAGAAAGCUAGCUGGAACAGCUUUCUGUGGCUCAUACUACAUCUUUCUCUUUUCAGUUUUAUGACAAAAUGAAAAACACAACAACACUUUCAUGCAAUAAUAUGUUAAUAAUGUUAUCCUUAAUCUUACACAAGUAAGAUAUGUGAUAUGUGUUCCAAGAUAAAGGCGUCAAACUGCACGGACCAAGGUAAAAAAAGACGUUUCAGUCGGCUGAGUGUCACCAAUCAACGCCUACACCUGCCAUAUAGGGCUGGUCCACUCUCAGGAAUAUUCCAAUAUAGGAUAUUCAAAUCUAAAAUACAAAUGAUGAUGAUGCUAAGGUGAUGGAAGGAAUAUGAAUCAAGCAUGAAGUUUGUUAUAGUUGUAUGUUUAAUACUUGUUAAUUUAGGUCAUUUUAUAUUAUAAUUAAGUCAAAUACAUGUUUUUUUUCUCCUGGGGAGAAUGCCACACUAACAUACCUGUCCAAUUUUAAGUUUGUUUAAACUUGCAAAGUAAAAAAACAGACAACUAAUUUUAGAAACAUGUAAAUCCUAAGGACUGCGUGGAUUGUAAUGGAUUGUUUCAUGUUGCAUCUCAUGGUCACACAUGAAAGGAAGAGUAAAUAGACACUGAGUAUUUUCAGUGUGGCAGGAACCAGCUGUAUGAAAUUGAAUGUAUUAAUAUACAUGAAACGAGGGAAAUAUUUAAUCUCUGUGCUUUGAAGGUGACGGAUCUGAAGCAGCUGCUUGUUAGCUGCUUAAAACAAAAGUGUUUGUGAAGCGAGGGUCUGUGAUGGACCUGGAUCUAAUUCUGCCAUCGGUACCAAGGUCAUGGCGAGAGUGUAGAGAUGACAAAGUAAAGUGAAGUAGAACAGCAGAUGUUUAUCAAGUCAUCCUGCAGUUCAGACGCUUGACUGGUCACACGAGGACAGAGCAGUAAGUUGUAUAAGGUUCAUGAAGUUCUUGUGUUUUAACAACAUACACAUAUUAACCCCUCAUUGCCACAGCUUUAGUGUCAGUUACUGAAGUCCUGGCCUUCAAUUUAUAUCAGGAAGAUAUUGCUGCCAAGACUUAAUGGCAUAAUCCAUCAAUUUCAAUUAGACAUGUAGUCAUAAUUACUGUCAAGCACUCCAGCUGUAAUCCUGUCAAAAGCACUGUCAUUCUUCCAGAAAUGACUGAUCUCAAAUUAUGAAUUUAUCAUCAACAGUGCACAGUCAUGGGCAAAUCAGAUUUUUUUUAAACAUAUAAUAAGCAGUGUGUUAAAGUAAAAAAGGUAAAAUAUUUGUGUAGUUAAAAAUGAUGGAUUACUUUGUGUCAGUUCAGGAAUAUGUGUGAUUAGUUUUUAAUGGAUUGGUUUUUGCAAUAGUGAAAGUGGAUGGCAGCACUACAAAACAGAAGAGACGUGGAAAUCUGUUGAAAUGGAAGUGUACAAUAAACUCGAAUGUGGACAUAA